AUGUCCGCCGUCAGCGGCGGCGGAGCAGCCAAGAACACCGCCAAACGCGGCAAGCAGAAGAACAAGAACCACCACACUCCGCCGCUCGAUCAACGAAACCUCCUCAGCCUCGUCACCUCCGCCACCUCACUCGCCCACUCCUUCCUCUCCCAAAACGACCUCCACCUCCUCCCCUCCCAAACCCUAACCCUAGAGACCCUCCUCUCCUCCGCCUCCUCCGCCCUCUCCCCCCUCCUCCUCCUCUCAUCUCCUCCGCCGCCGCCGCCGCAACCGCCGCGGUCUCCUCCUCAAGAAUGCUGGUUCCGCCGCUUCCUCUCCUCAGCCGCCGGCGACUCGCCGUGGCGCCACGCUUUCCGCAUGUCCGAACACUCGUUCUCUAUCCUUCUCUCCAUCCUCUCCCCAUUUCUGACCUCCGCAAUCCCUUCGAUUCCGCCCAACUACGCCCUCGCCGCCGCGAUUUACCGCCUCGCCCACGGCGCCACCUACAAGGCGGUCGGCCGGCGCUUCGGGAUGGACUCGGCGGAGGCCUGCCGGGCUUUCUACGCCGUCUGCAAGUCGGUCAAUGAUAAAUUAGGGAGCUUGUUUGAGCUCCGGUCCGAUAUGGCUUGGAGUGUUGGGGGUUUCGGGUGGAUUUCGCUGCCGAAUUGCUGUGGGGUGUUAGGGUUUGGGAGAUUUGGGGUUAGUGGUGAAAUGCUGGGGCCAAAUGGGUCGCUGUUGGUUCAGGCAUUGGUGGAUUCUGAAGGGAGGUUUCUGGAUGUUUCGGCAGGCUGGCCGAGCACAGUGAAACCGGAAGCGAUAUUCCGGCAGAUACAUACUGGGGGACUCUUGCUUUCCUCUGUUGCCUUGGCUUUUGACUCCGUAUGUGAGAUCAAAUGA
Rosa chinensis is the source of this 876-nucleotide messenger RNA. Its product is annotated as protein ALP1-like. The transcript is spliced from 2 exons. The record is from RefSeq and is a predicted model, not a curated record. Lineage: Eukaryota; Viridiplantae; Streptophyta; Magnoliopsida; Rosales; Rosaceae. Bases 1 to 876 code for a protein of 291 amino acids.